This is a messenger RNA of Coffea eugenioides, 640 nucleotides long. Its product is annotated as protein TIC 20-II, chloroplastic-like. The transcript has a single exon. The coding region runs from base 1 to 621 and encodes 206 amino acids. NCBI's taxonomy places the organism in Eukaryota, Viridiplantae, Streptophyta, Magnoliopsida, Gentianales, Rubiaceae. The record is from RefSeq and is a predicted model, not a curated record.
AUGGCCACCCUCCCACUCCUGCGCCCCUCCGUCCUCCGCCACAAUAUCAAUCCCCUCCACCGCAAACUCCAUCCACCCCCUCCCCACAGCACCCAUCUCAAAUUCCCGCAGCCAUCAAAACCUGUCACUUCCCCUAUGUCCGUCUCCGCAUCCUCCAAAACUCCAACCCCCGCCGCAGACCGUCUAAUGUCAGCCGCAUCCUACUGCUACCCCCUCUUCAAUGGGUUCCAAUACGGCCGCUUCCUCUUAUCCGAGUACCCCAUUUUAGCGACUCCCUUUAAACCCAUCAUCCCUGUCGUGUCUGCCUACCACUCCAUCCCCUACGCCUCCUUCAUCUCCUUCUUCGCCUUCUACCUGGGCAUCGUCCGAAACCCGAACGUCAGCCGGUACGUCCGUUUUAACGCUCUUCAGGCUCUGGUACUCGACGUGGUCCUGGUGGUGCCGAUGAUGGUGCAGCAGAUUUUGUCUCCGGGGCUGAAUCUCACCAUCUUGGGAUACAAUUGCCUCUUUGUGUUCUUGGUGGCUUGCUUUGCUUAUGCACUUGGGUGUAGCGUGCUUGGGAAGACUCCUUACUUGCCUUUUAUUGCUGAGGCUGCCAGCAGACAAUUGGAUUACUCCUAAGUUUCUCACAUAUUUCUGA